AUGGCUGAAUCCACUGGUCACUUACUAAUAUCUGGUGACUUCAAUUUACAUGUUGAUGACCCAUGUAGCAUCUAUGCAAACCUCUUUAAUGAAAUUCUUGAAUCUUGCAACCUAAAAGAACACGUUACUGGAGCAACUCACGCUAACGGACACACUUUGGAUCUUGUAAUUUCUAAAAAAGAUAAUCCUCUCAUUACUGAAAUCAAGAUUUUCGACCCUGUAAUCUCGAAUCACUGUGCGUUUCAUUGUAACCUGCGGGUACAAAAACCGCACUUUACGAAGAAAAAGGUGUACUAUCGGAAUCUGCGUUCUUUGGAUAUUGAAUCCUUUUGUGAAGAUAUCUUGACUUCUCCCUUGCUACAGGAUCAAGCUGUGGAACUCAACGCUCUUGUGGAUCAUUAUUACGAUCCCUUUUGGAUCUCUAUGCCCCUCGUUACGACCUCGUGAUCCCUGGUAUAAACCAGAAGUGGUUGUGCAGAAAAACAUUCGAAGGCGGUUAGAGAGGAAGUGGCGUUCGACUAGGUUACUAUGUGAUCGUGAGCAAUACGUUAAUCAGUGCUACGUUGUCAACAAUUUGACUGACAUCAUUAAUGAACAUUCAUCAUAUCAGAGGAUAUUGUUCUAG
Porites lobata is the source of this 625-nucleotide messenger RNA. The record is from the annotation of a GenBank genome assembly. NCBI's taxonomy places the organism in Eukaryota, Metazoa, Cnidaria, Anthozoa, Scleractinia, Poritidae.